UUUUCUCCUCUCUGCUCAACUCUGCUGAAUCCCACCCAAUAAUUCCAUAACUACGUACGUACUCUCCACCGCUCCAUUCCAACUACCACACACAGUCAGUCAAUUUUUUGGAAUUUCCUCUCCUCGCUCCUUCACAAAAUAAUAAAAAAAACAAUCACCAAGACAACGGUCACACCCACCUCAACAUCAACAACAUCCUCAUCAUCACCGUCACCACCGGCAACCGAAGAAAAGGAGAGAAAUAAAAAUGGCAGUGGACAAGGAAGAGUUGGUUCAACGCGCCAAGUUGGCGGAGCAGGCGGAGCGCUAUGACGACAUGGCCGCGGCGAUGAAAUCCGUCACCGAAACUGGCGUCGAACUGAGCAAUGAAGAAAGAAACCUGCUCAGCGUCGCCUACAAAAACGUCGUCGGUGCUAGGAGGUCCUCCUGGCGAGUGAUAUCCUCGAUUGAGCAGAAGACGGAGGGUUCCGAACGAAAGCAACAAAUGGCUCGAGAGUAUCGGGAAAAAGUGGAAACUGAAUUGAGAGAAAUUUGUCAAGAGGUGUUGCAGUCGCUGUUGGAUAAAUUUUUGAUCCCGAAAGCGUCGAAUGCAGAGAGCAAAGUUUUCUAUCUCAAGAUGAAGGGCGACUAUUAUCGCUACUUGGCUGAGGUGGCCACGGGUGACACCAGGAAUGCGGUAAUUGAAGAUUCCCAAAAAGCGUACCAAGAGGCGUUUGACAUUGCGAAAAGUAAAAUGCAGCCGACGCACCCAAUCCGACUCGGCCUCGCGCUUAAUUUCUCCGUUUUUUACUACGAAAUUCUUUCCUCGCCGGAUCGGGCUUGCCAUUUAGCAAAGAUGGCAUUCGAUGAAGCGAUAGCAGAGUUGGACACGUUGAAUGAAGAUUCUUACAAAGAUUCAACGCUGAUCAUGCAGCUCCUCCGCGACAACUUGACGUUGUGGACGUCGGACACCCAGAACGACGGGGAGGAGGCGGCGGAGGGCGGCGAUAAUUAACACCAAAAAAAUACACACACCAAUUUUAUUAAAAGUUAAAAUUUAUUUAAAAAACAAAGGAAGAAUUUUUCUUUUUCUUGUAAAACACAACACAACACACCAAAACAACACGGUUUAUUAAUUAUGUCACCAUAACAACCAUAAAAAAAUUUUUUGAUGUUGUUCAUCAAAUUGUCUUAAAUAUAAGAAAAGAGAUACACAAAAAG
Folsomia candida is the source of this 1200-nucleotide messenger RNA. It is a transcript of the gene 14-3-3zeta, whose product is annotated as 14-3-3 protein zeta. The record is from RefSeq and is a predicted model, not a curated record. The transcript is spliced from 7 exons. Gene Ontology annotation, cellular component: cytoplasm. NCBI's taxonomy places the organism in Eukaryota, Metazoa, Arthropoda, Collembola, Entomobryomorpha, Isotomidae. Gene Ontology annotation, biological process: signal transduction. Bases 248 to 994 code for a protein of 248 amino acids.